Micropterus dolomieu (smallmouth bass) is the source of this 2128-nucleotide messenger RNA. Its product is annotated as butyrophilin subfamily 1 member A1-like. The transcript has 6 exons. Bases 175 to 1110 code for a protein of 311 amino acids. Lineage: Eukaryota; Metazoa; Chordata; Actinopteri; Centrarchiformes; Centrarchidae. The record is from RefSeq and is a predicted model, not a curated record.
GCAUGCGCAGAACAACGCGGAACUCCCCGGGAAUAGUUCUGAAAGGGUUUUGUAGAAUAACGUGUUAGUUUGUAGAGUUAAAUAUUGUCGUCUUAAAGCAGAUUACCUUGUUUACGUGUUUAUUCAUUAAACCUCUCAGCUAACGUCGGAACCGUCAGCUCCUCCAGUAUAAUCAUGUUUAUUAGCCUCAGGCUGGCAGCUCUGUGUUUCUGGGUCCUGCUGCUGGAUUUAUGUGGAAUAAUAAAAACACUCGGACAAUCAAACGGGUCAGGUGUCGUCAGAGUGGUUGUGGAAGAAGGGAAUGACGCCAUUUUACCCUGUUCCCUCAGCAACAAGGAGAACGCUGAGGAGAAACUCUUUGACUGGAAGAAAGAUGGUCCGAAGGAGAUUUUCUUUUAUGAUGGAGGCUUUCAUUACAACAACGGCCGUCCAGGUCAAGAUCAGCAGUUCAAAGGUCGCGUCUCACAUUUUCAAGAUGAGCUGAAGUACGGCAACGCCUCCAUCAUUAUCAGAAAUACGAAGGUGACCGACAGUGGAAACUACACCUGUGAUUUUCCACGUUUUCAGCCAAGACAGAUAUUCAACAUUCAGCUUCUUGUUGAACCUAUCUUAAAAGACCGAUCAGCAGAUACGAGAGGAGCAGCUGCAAAACCGUCUGUCACAACACUUAAUCAAACGAAGGACUGGGCCCUGCUGCAGUGUGAAGUUCUUGGUGCUUCUCCAAAACCUAGAGUAGAGUGGCAGGACAGUGCUGGAAACAAACUUCCUGCUGAGGAGCCACAGGUCUCAGAAAGAGGAGGCAGCUUCUACAUCAUCCUCCAAACUACUGUGAUGAAGACCGACAACUAUCGCUGUGUAGCCACACAGGAGGAGAUCAGACAUCAGAUUUAUACUGAGAUCUACGUGUUUAUCUGUGAGAAACUGUUUGAGGACACGUCCAGCAGAGGGGACGUCACAGGAUGGUUUUUUGGUGGAUUCUCUUUAGGAGCUCUAACUGUUGCUGGAGUUCUAGUUUUGCUUGUAGCUACAAAGGUCAUCAAAAUACUCCAUAAUAGACGUUCUUGUGAGCAGAGAAACCGUCAUUGUAAAGAUCCUCCAGAGAUGCUGUAAAAGUGCGUGUGAAUGAAUCUUGGCAUUUUUGUUGCAAACAUCCAAAAACUAUUUAAGCUGUACCGACAGAAGACAACAGUGAAAACAUGAAAAGGGAUCAGUAUUUCGUCCGUAAAGGUUCUCAGUCAUCCAGGUCAUCAGUAUUUACACUUGUUAUACUAACAUUGUCUCCACCCAGAGGACAUAUGAUUUGAUUGAACACUUAGAAUAACGAGCCUGACUCCAAUGUUUCAGCUAAAAUGCACUUAAUAUAAUGUAUUCUAGUACAAAAGUUUUUUUACACACAAGUUACCCAUUUGGUAUUAAAAGUAUUUAAAAAGUCUUAAAUUUUGAUUACAAAGGUCUCAAAUAUUUUCUUCUCCUUUUGUAGGUUCAAAUAAUAAUAAUGAUAAUAACUAUCCUUAUUUGUAGAGCACUGUUCAAAAACAAGUGUAAAGACAAUAAUACAAAAACAAUACAAGAUAAAAGCAUGAAAACAUUGAAAAGACUAAAAUACAUUGAACACGGAGUGUUCAAUCAAAUCAAUGAAAUUAAAUAAGUGCCUUAACAUCAUAAAUAAAUAUGUGUGUGACUUUACAAUUUACUCUGUUGGAGGUGACUUGGAUGUUUUACGACAGGUACAAAACACAAUAUAGGCCUAUGUUACAUUGAAAAAAAUCUAUAUAUUUAUUUACAUUACUUUAAGCCUACUGAAUACACUGCACAUAAAUACUGUACUUUUAAUGUAAAUCUUUUUUUUUCUUAAAAUGUAUGUAAAGAUAAUGUUGUCUUGUCUCUGAAUCAGUUCUAUACGCUGUGAGCUCAGGUUUAGUUUGUUAAAGGAAUUAAUUAUUGAAAUGGAUCAUACUGCUGUGUAUAUCCUGUGUGAAGAAUGGUGUGUUUUAUGUUUAUACUGUAAUAAUGCAUUUAAAAAUGUACCCAUGUUUGCCAGUGAGUUCAAUGUACUUUUUCUUGUGAAUCAGCUAAAGUCAUAUUAUAAAUUUUAAGUCUUCUUGACGUGUUCGUUUCUCAGGAAACA